AUGACCAAUACCGGCCCAAACCUGGACGCUAUCGACAGGAUUCCUGAGAUGGCGGCACCGCCAUCUCCAGAUGAGACGGUGGAGGUGGUGCUCGUAUUGAAAGCCCCAUGGCUGGAAGAGAACGCAUUCCAGGCCCAAUUGCAGAGACUGGUAUUGUCAGUUGAGGCCCAGGUUGUCAAUGGCAGCGUGCCCGGACACAACAGUCCUCCGGCUACGGACACCAUCUUUAAAGGCACCGUCGACGAUGUUAGCGACCCUUUCAUCCUGGUUGGGGAAGAAGAGAGCGACUCAGAUGAGGGAGCAACGCAGUUUGUGUAUGCAGUCUGGAAGCUGCCCGUGUUCCUUGGUCGACCGCGCCUGCGACUGCAUAGCCCGUCCAUCGUUUUCACCGCCUCCGCCAGCCUGAAUCCAGACAUCAAAGCCGAGCUCUCUGCAGGGGCCAAUGGAUAUCUACCCAGCGGUGUCCCCUCUGGCUUCAACCUGCUCGAGUCCUUUGGGAGCGAUCCACUACUAAACGGCGUCAAACCACGACUCUCUGCUCUGCGCGUGUCCAAGGUGACACCCUUGACCCGGCAACAAGAUCUCAUGCAGCACAUACGGGCCAUGCAACAGCUCAAGCUCAACAUACAUCCCAUUCUACAUGCCCGAGUUCGCUUCACUCGCCCAAAUACGGCACCCGCGACACCAGCGGUCAUUGCAAUGCUAGAAGUGGACUUUACCCCCUUCUUGGAGUGCAGAGUCACCAUCGACAAGAUCCACCUCUCCGUGUCCGAGACCACGAUCAAGGACCUCACUGAUGUAGAAGGCAUUGCGUUGCCACUGCCCUGCGUCAAGCAUGACCAGGUCACUUUCCUCUACCACAUUACCCCGUUGGACGCCGAUGCACUCUCCGGCCGAAAUGCCACCCGCGACCUAGACAUCUCUAUAUCAGCGACAGCGGCGCUGAUCCCUGGCACCUGCACGCCCACACUCACCAUGUCAUGGAGCGCGUCGGUGGACUUCACGACACCUGUCAACCCAGGCUUCGGCCCAACACCUGGGACAUCCAGCAUCCAGCGCGCCCACCGACCGUCACAACUGUCCAUCGGUGGCGGACAGGCGGUGACAUCCCUCAAAUCACCUUCUGUCACACAGCCCGACGCCCUCCCUUCGCUCGAGGCUGCCACAACCCGGAACGAGAAGAACAUCCCUGAUCUAGGGGUGACCAUGUCCUUCACGGCACCCACAACGCCGAUCCAUGUAGGGGAGAGGUUCUCCUGGUCCGUGUACAUUGUCAACCGCUCUACGGAGAAGGCAGCCCGUCCGCCCCGAAAGUUCGCCCUCCUCGCGAUCCCCAAACGUCGCAAAAGCGAACAUCGCACAACGAGGCCAUUGUCAUCGUCUUCGCACCGUCGCGGCGCCAGCCUGCGCGGGGGCGGCAAACCGGCCCCUAUGGACGUCGCGGACCCUGUGGUGGAUGAAAACGUCCUCCACGCCCUGCAGAAGAACUCGGCCACGGGGGACACGGAUGUCAUCUGCUUGACGGCGGACGCUCGGUUUGGCCCACUCGUGCCGGGCGCUUGUCAUCUUGUCGAGCUGCAAUUCAUAGCAAUGACCGAGGGCAUUGUGGCAUUGGACGCCAUAAGGGUUGUCGACCUAUCCUCACAGGAGCAUGUUGACAUUCGAGAUUUGCCUAUGAUGCACAUAGAGCCAGCGCGAAUAUCAUAG
Molecule: messenger RNA, 1707 nt
Organism: Emericellopsis cladophorae
Lineage: Eukaryota; Fungi; Ascomycota; Sordariomycetes; Hypocreales; Bionectriaceae
Exons: 2
Coding region: 1-1707 (568 amino acids)
Biological process (GO): intra-Golgi vesicle-mediated transport
Cellular component (GO): TRAPPII protein complex; trans-Golgi network
Source: RefSeq, a predicted model, not a curated record